Agrilus planipennis (emerald ash borer) is the source of this 1553-nucleotide messenger RNA. RefSeq lists its product as uncharacterized. The coding region runs from base 134 to 853 and encodes 239 amino acids. Gene Ontology annotation, molecular function: A2-type glycerophospholipase activity. Lineage: Eukaryota; Metazoa; Arthropoda; Insecta; Coleoptera; Buprestidae. The transcript has 5 exons. The record is from RefSeq and is a predicted model, not a curated record. Gene Ontology annotation, biological process: phospholipid metabolic process; arachidonate secretion.
CACACUUCCAGAUGGUGAGAUCGAAACAUGGAUACAUUAUCGAGGAAUUGCAGCAAAAGAAACAACUGUUGGGUCCAAAUCCGGCAAGGAGCUGACUCUUCGCCAGGUUUCGGAUGGCAGACAUUUCAUCCAAAUGAUUUACGAUGGAAGUGGUAGUUUAAAGGAUUGUGAAUUUGUCGAAGACAGACGCUACGUUCGCGCAUUUCGAAACAAAUUCAGAACAAACACUCGCCAUAUUAUCGCCAAUUCUAGCGCCAUCGCGCAUCGAACAAUAAGCACUAAUGUAACGAUUCCUAAAGACGUUAAGAAGUGGUUAGAUUAUCCCCGAAUGAAGGGUCUUUGCAAGCAGAACCAUAAGAAACUGAAGGAGGAACUGAUUAGUGAUCGAAGAAGAAAUGGAAUGACUUUGAGUACAAGGACUAGGAGGGACAUGUCGUACUUGUUCCAAAUCCCAGGAACCCAAUGGUGCGGUAAGGGUUACAGGGCUACCAAAUACACGCAUUUGGGAAGUUUUUCGAAGACUGAUAGGUGCUGUCGAAGGCACGAUACUUCAUGCCCAUACUGGAUUUCCGCCUACGAGACCAAAUAUGGGCUCUUCAACUGGAGGCUUAACACCAUUAUGCACUGCAGCUGUGAUGAACGUUUCCGAGCCUGUUUGAAAAUGGCUGACACCAGCGAUGCCAAUUUCGUUGGAAAACUUUUCUUCAACAUAGUCCAGACGAAAUGUUUCGUCCUUAAAGUGAAAAAGUUAACAUUACAGUACAUCUUUAAUACGUCUGAUUUAAGAAACUUGCAAACCCAGAGGCGUAUUCAGGAACAACUCUUGGUGAUGAAAAAUUGUUUUUUUACAUGAAGUAUCUGGAAUGAGUUUUAUUUAAAGGCCGAUUUUUUUACAAACUUGAGUCGCUCAAAUUCAGUGUCAUUUUUGUAUAUUUCUUUUGAAGUUAUUUUUUAUUUUUGUUAGACAAAUAUAAUCCAAUUUUUCUCAUUCAAAACUACUAAACUGUAGAGCUUUUGGUAGGGGAAAAUUUCCAACCCCCUACCCUUGAAUCCGCUACUGGUAAACCUAGUAUAGUUCUUGAAUUAUGACUUGGCAGUGUUUGCUGAUGGUCUUUAUCACAAAAAGGCAACGAGGAACAAUAAAAACUACCUGUUGAGUAACUAAGUUGUGGUUGCAGUUGUACAUGCGAAUUAACAAAAAUUCAUCAAGUAAAAUUUGGAAGAAAGUCAACGUAUACAAGUUUUAUAUUCAAAAUUUGUCAUUUGUUUUCAAGAAGUUCGAUCCUGUAUCGUACAAAAUAACCAGAAGAAGGUCGAUUUGUCAUCCGCUCUUAUAAUUUUCGACCCUUAUAAUAAUUAACGAGUAUUAAUACAGGUGGGACGGAGGAAGCUGGCGGGAAUCUUCAAAUGGCGUGCAUGAGUGGAGGCAAAAGUAGGCAGUUUUAAGUAUAAUAAUUACAGCCCUCUUUCUUUAGUAUCCUUAUCAGGGGCGUAGAUUAAAUAUUUAAAAGCAAAGAUAAAUUUGCAAAAUUAAAUUAAAAAAUUAACUUAUU